AUGCCACCCGCACUGCUCUCAAUCCCCGUCUUGGGCCAACGGCUGGGAAGGGAUGGACUUCGAGGGCCAGUUGUGCCUAUGGGCAAGGGAGGACCGAAUGCGACCAAGAGAGCCCCGAGAAAGUCUGGAAAAGCACCGAUCGGUGCUGGAAACCCAGACAAACACCAGCCUCCCGGGCUCUUGAGAACUUAUCACAAUUGGCGUAGCGGGAAGAGAGGGAGAAGCCCGAAGGGGCGGAGGCUGCAAUUUCCGCGGGAAUCGCCAGCCAAUCGGAUUCCCAAGCCUUCUCUUUUCCUGUCCCUUCCCGUUCCGUCCACCGCCUUUUCGGACCGCAUUGGACAACGCUGGUUCCCAGAGAGCGUUCUGCGCUUGCGCACGGCAGGGGCGGGGAAGGCCUGCCUGGCGUGCGGAUGGUUGGACACCUGCGCGGCGGACGUCGGGAGGCGGGGUGGGGACGCGGAGGAGGCCGCGGCCUCGGGUCUGUUUAGUUUGUGGGCGGCCUACAGAUUACAGUCCCGACCCCGUGGCCUGGCACUGGUGCUAAGCAAUGUACACUUCACUGGAGAGAAAGAUCUGGAAUUUCGCUCUGGAGGAGAUGUGGACCACAGUACUUUAGUCAACCUCUUCAAGCAUUUGGGCUUCAGCGUCCAUGUUUUGCAUGACCAGACUGCGAAGGAAAUGCAAGAGAAACUCCAGAGUUUCGCACAGUUACCUGAACACCGGGUCACAGACUCCUGCAUCGUGGCACUCCUCUCGCAUGGUGUGGAAGGCAGCAUCUAUGGUGUGGACGGCAAAUUGCUCCAGCUCCAGGAGGUUUUUCGGCUCUUUGACAAUGCCAACUGUCCAGGCCUACAGAACAAGCCAAAAAUGUUCUUCAUCCAGGCCUGCCGUGGAGAUGAGACUGACCGAGGGGUUGACCAGCAAGAUGGGAAGAACCAUGCAGGAUCCCCUGGGUGUGAGGAGAGCGAUGCAGGCAAAGAGGAGUUGCUGAAGAUGAGACUGCCCACACGCUCAGACAUGAUAUGUGGCUAUGCCUGCCUCAAAGGGACUGCUGCCAUGCGCAACACCAAACGGGGUUCCUGGUACAUUGAGGCGCUCACUCAGGUGUUCUCUGAGCGGGCUUGUGACAUGCAUGUGGCUGACAUGCUGGUUAAGGUGAAUGCGCUUAUAAAGGAGCGUGAAGGCUACGCCCCUGGCACAGAGUUCCACCGAUGCAAAGAGAUGUCUGAGUAUUGUAGCACUCUGUGCCGUCACCUCUACCUGUUCCCAGGACACCCUCCCACGUGAUGCCACCUUCCUGUUCCUGCUGGUGGGAGCCAUUGGACCACCAAAGGCACAAGAGAGCCUUUUCUUCAGGACGAAUGGUUUCCAUUCUGCCCCCUCAGGGAUGCGGCUUGUUUCCUGUGUCCAUCAUCUCCACCUUGGUAUCUGGACUCGAGACCAGCCUCUCCUGGGUGGCACUGACUCCUUGUAGAGCCGGCAACUCUGGCCACACUUGUUGCUGGGAAUGUUUUUGUCUGUGGCCUGGCAGGUGAUAUGAACACAAUGUGGUCAUGGAAGAGAGCAUGUGGAUCACUGGUGUUUGUGGUAUUCUGUCCUCAUGGCUUUUAGGUAGCACUUUGUUACUGCUUUCAGUUCAGACACCUCAGCAAUCAUCUACUGUUUUCAUGGUCCAGCCCCUUUUGUACCAUGGUGAGAGUGGAAGGUGUCCUUGUUUAGACAUUUUCAUUUGGCUUGAAGAGGCAAUUGUGACAGCCUCGCCCUGCUUCUAGGGGUGCGGGCUGGUGGUCCCUGUGCCUCCCCAUCAGGACUGCAGGCCCAGGAGAAAGACAAGCAUCUCAAACACCCUCCCCCCCACCUGUGCUCCUUUGAGUUCCAAGCACCCAGACUUUCAACAGAGCCUCUGGUCUGCAUGCCUUGCAUUUGGAAAUAGAAUGAUCUUUCUUAGUUGAUCUUUCCCUGAGCUGUUAUGCUUUCAGGAGUGUCGGCAGAAGUCCAGGAAGAGUGGUGUACCUCCUUUCACUGUCACCUGUGAAGUGUCUGCUUUUUCCUUCCUGUGAGGUGUCACUUCCAUGCAAUCAGCUGUGCCUCAUAUCUGAAUUUUUCUGUAUAAGCUUUCUAGUUGUUAGCUCCCUGUUUCAUCUCAUCCUGUUCACUGCUGCCACCAACUCUGUCUGACAUACUCCUGCACUUGAUCUUUUAGCUGCUCACGGGUGUAACAGUACCUUGUUCUUGCCCCCUGCUUCUGUCAGACUCUCCUGUGAUUUUGUGUGGCCUCAGCUCUCUCUAUUUCUGUUUAAUGCAUAUAUUACCAUACAGAUGUUACUCUUUCAACCGAAAAACUUCCUUCUCUCUGCCUUUGAAAACUUCCUGUUCUUAAGACCUUCUUUUGUAUUUAUUUCCAUUCUUGUCUUCCUGUAAUCUAUUCUCCACACAACAGAGUAGUUUUUGUUUUUUAAGUAUAAAUUAGAUCCUUUACUGCUUGGAACCCUUUGACCUCCUGUACAUCUCAUAAGACCUACCCAUACCCCCUGCUCUGCUUUAUUUGAUCUGGUUCUUAACUUCCCCUUGAACCUCGUUUAGUGGUAAUUUCUCACUAUGCUCCAGCCCCAGUGACCUCCUUGAUUGCUCAGAUGUUCUGUGUUCUCCAUCCCACCACUUUUGUUUUUCCUUUUGCUGGUACUGGGGCUUGAAUUCAGGGUCUCACACUUGCUUGGCUUGCUUGCUUGCAGCUAGUACUGUACUACUUCAUGCUGGUUAGAUAAGAGUGUUGGGGGCCUUUCUACAUGAGCUAGCUUUGAACUGUGAUCCUUUGCAUCUCAGCCUCUUGAGUAGCUAGUGUUACAGUAGUGAGUCACCAGUACCUAGCUUCCAUCCCAUGCUCUUGAAUAAGAGUGGCAUCUUAUUCUUCAAGUAUGAUGGGGCCUUCCCAGGCCAUUCUGUCUGCAAACAGUCUUCUGUAUUUCGUAAUUACUGCAUCUUAUUAAUCCUUCAUUGGACUUAACUGCAAUCUGUAAUGAUAUGUUUUCUUGUUUUACUUACUCAUUUUUACCUCUCCUUCUUGGCUGUAAACUCAAAGAGGGUACAAACCCUGCAUUUCUUACUCAUCAGUAUAUACCCAGAGUCUAGCACUUAUUAGGUCUUCAAUAAAUGUUUGUUGAAUGAUAGAAGGAGGCAAGUAUCCAACCCCUCCUAGAAUCCUACUUUUUGGCAGAAUUUCUCGUUUGACAUUAUGCACAGUUUAGUAUUUUCAGUCUGUUUUUCUGGGUUAUUUUUAUCUACUGGUAUUUUUAGAUCCUUGAAGACAAAUGAUCUGUGAGACGACUUCCUUCACAUCUCCCAUGGUGCCUAGCAAACUGCUAGGCCCAAAGUAGUAGUCAAGGUGCUCAAUUAAUGUUUGUUCCACGCCGAGUGGUUUGGAGACUUGCUGCCACAUCCUGCCUUUGGGUCAGUCAGUCAGUACAGGAUGGACAUAUUUGAGUGGUAGAACUUUUCCACUUCCCACUGCCAAGAUUUUGUAUUGCCAUCAGGUGCCAAAUAAAUGUUGAUGUUUGU
Messenger RNA from Dipodomys ordii (Ord's kangaroo rat), 3555 nucleotides. RefSeq names its product caspase 2, apoptosis-related cysteine peptidase (gene Casp2). Bases 1 to 1287 code for a protein of 428 amino acids. Lineage: Eukaryota; Metazoa; Chordata; Mammalia; Rodentia; Heteromyidae. The record is from RefSeq and is a predicted model, not a curated record. Gene Ontology annotation, biological process: proteolysis. The transcript is spliced from 7 exons. Gene Ontology annotation, molecular function: cysteine-type endopeptidase activity.